AAGCCUUGAGGGUUCAGACUCACUACAGUCGGCUGACGUCUGGCCGACUCAAUGUUUCAGGAAGACUUGGUGUUUCUGUGUCUUUUUUUCCUUUAGUGUUUUUAUGUAUAGAUCGUAGUCAAGAUUUCGUACAACUCCCGUUUGCCGCUAAAACUUUGUCGUCAGACUUAAAGAGUUGGCAGGAGUUGUAUUUGUUUCUUUCUUCAAGUUGUUAGGGUUAGGGUCAACAGAAAAUAGGUAAUUAACACUGGCGCACUUCUUAUCAUUUCUAGGGAAAAUUGUGGAAUUCCUUUUUUAAAAUUCCUUCAUUGAGGCAAGUCUUAAAGAUCAAAGUGGACUGCCUGUAAGAGGGAGACACAUUGAAGUCCACAGGACCAUCACGUCAGAAAUGGCGCGCCUUGGUCAAUGGAGCCUAGGCCUGCUGAUUGGCGUUUUACUAAUUGUCUGCAAAGGCGAGGAUCUCAUGAUGAAUGAGGAAGCAACAGAACCUGACAACCUUGAGCUCGUCUUUUUAAUACACACCUCGCCGAAAAUCAACAAAACAAAUUUUCAGCAUUAUCUCCACUUUAUGAAGGAGGUCAUAGAGAAGACGAACAUAGAAUCGGGCAAAGUCAAAGUGGCUGCUGUAACCUACAGGAAAAACGGCAAAAUUGCCUUCAAUUUUAACAAAUUUAAAACCAAAGACACGCUCCUCAAAGGCUUGGGAAAAAUCAAAGCUGCCAAAUCAAAGUUUGGAAAUCUAGCCAGCGGUCUUAACAUCACCAAAACCAAGCUGUUUGGCCAAAAGAAACUUCCCCCCAACACCAUGAGAUGGGUGAUCAUCUUAACGGACGCUAAUUCUGGCUUGGAGCAAGAUCAAAUCGCCGCCAUGGCCCAGCAGCUGACAAGCGUGGGUGUAAUAAUUCGGGCCUACGGGAUAGGGCUCAAAGAUUUGUCACAGCUACAGCUGGCGACGACAGAUGUCAAGGGAUUGAAGACCUACUCGGAACUGCGCAACGCUACCAAAGAUGUGGUCAGAAUGUUGGACACAUUCCAACAGAAAGACCAACCCAAAGGUUCAUUCACACAAGGUUUAGCUGAUGUCGCUAUAGUGUAUCACCUAUCAAAUGCCGCCAAGCCAAAUGAUAUCAAUUCAUUUAAGACAUUCCUCAAGUCGAUAUUAGAAAAAGCGUCCAUCGACAAUGGAAACGUGAGAGUUGCCCUUAUGAACUAUGCUAAAAAAGGUCGUAAUCUGGUUGACUUUAACAAGUCUAAAACAAAAAAUGGCGUGUUUUCUGCUAUUGACAAGAUUGAUCUAAAAUACAGGGCCGCAGCCUCUAAUGCCGGGGCUGCUCUCAACGAGGUACAAUCCAAAUUUUUUACUAAGAAUCUUGAUCGCCCUGACGCUGAGAAUAUUGUCAUACUCAUCACGGAUGCCAAAAAUUCAGAUCAAUCAGAAAAUAUGGUGAAAGAAGCUGAUGAGCUUAGAAAGAGUGGAUACAAGAUUAUCACAGUUGGCAUCAGAGGAGCAGACGCCAAUGAACUGAAGGGCGUUGCCAGCCAGAGCUCCAUGUCCUUCUACUCUCCCAGCUUUGAACGUGCUCUCACUGGAGGAUUUACUGAAUCCGUCUGGGAUGUUUUGAACCCUGCUGCAUCAGUACCAGCAACAUCCCCUACUCGUGUACCAGCGGCAACAAGCCCAUCUCGAGUUGUCACCACGAAAGUUACACAAGAGAGUGUUUCUGAAGUCGUUGCAGACACAGGGAGUGAAGCAGAUAUUGUUUUUGCCGUUCAUUUCAACCCGAGGAGAUCUAACACUGAGUUCCUGCAGCUGAUAGACUACUUGAAAUCUCUUGUCCUCACGUCUGAUGUCAAUAAUCAGAAAGUCAGAUUUGGGCUCUACUUUGAUAAGAACAACUUUUUUUUCCAACUCAAGGACUACACAAACACUAGUGCUAUCAUAGACGCCCUGGGUACCGCAAGUAAGUCACUGACAACAACCGAUCAAUUCGAUUUGGUUUCUGUGCUCCGAGAUGUUCGAACCAGAAUGUUUACUCCCGCCAAUGGAGACAGAGCCAAUGUACAAAAUAUACUGAUAGUCUUCACAGACACUGUGACAAGCGGAGCAGCUUUGCUGCUUCAGCAAGAGAGAACUCUGUUGAAUAAAAAUAAAAUCAUUGUGUACAGUGCAGGCAUUGGUCUUAACGACAAAGCAGCCCUUGAGACGAUUUCUGAUGAAACCAAUUUGGUCACAUUUUCGGAUUACUCAGAGCUGAAAAGCUACGGUGCACAGUUGAGCCAGUUGAUACCCGCCUUGAACACCAUUCCAGCUCCAACCACCACAGCACGUAAGGAAGAUUAUUAUUAGUUUGACAUAUGCUUCUUUCAAUUCUAUUUGCAAUUUAAUACAUACAUUUUUUUUGUAAAGUAGAAAGUCGGUGCAUCAUAGCUAAACUUUUUAUAUUUUAGUUUUGUUUUUGUUUUUUAUUUGGUGGUCAAGAUGUGUCUGUGUUUUCGUGGUUUUGUAGCGUAUUUUAUUUUGCGAAUAAUUUCUUUAGCUUUUCUUUUAUUGCAUGCCAGUUUCAUGCUUAAGAAAAUUAAAAUAGACAGCAUACAAAUAUUGUAGAUAUGUUACUCUUCUGUCAGUUAGUUAGUCUUAGACUUACCUUAUUGAGAUCAAAGUCACUGUGUUACUGUGUCUGAAAGUGUUAUUUUAAUAUAUAGUGUAUCAAGGCGUAUCUGUAUGUCAUUAUGACGUUCAAUGUUUUUGUGUCAUGCAGUUAAUUUUUAUCUUUGUCAAUGUUUCUUUGUGUCCCACAAUGUAUUAUUGACUCAAAUACACUUUGCAGUAAUCUAAACUUUAUUCCAGUAUUGCAUUCCUUAAGACUAGAUUUUGAGAAAUCAAAAAAAUAAAAUUCAUCAAUUUUGAUUUGGA
Messenger RNA from Biomphalaria glabrata, 2914 nucleotides. RefSeq names its product collagen alpha-3(VI) chain-like. NCBI's taxonomy places the organism in Eukaryota, Metazoa, Mollusca, Gastropoda, Planorbidae. The record is from RefSeq and is a predicted model, not a curated record. Bases 389 to 2347 code for a protein of 652 amino acids. The transcript is spliced from 15 exons.